Messenger RNA from Leptinotarsa decemlineata (Colorado potato beetle), 4397 nucleotides. RefSeq names its product RAS oncogene family member Rab9 (gene Rab9). Gene Ontology annotation, biological process: retrograde transport, endosome to Golgi. Gene Ontology annotation, cellular component: phagocytic vesicle; lysosome; late endosome. Gene Ontology annotation, molecular function: GTP binding; GTPase activity. The record is from RefSeq and is a predicted model, not a curated record. NCBI's taxonomy places the organism in Eukaryota, Metazoa, Arthropoda, Insecta, Coleoptera, Chrysomelidae.
UCAUGCUUCAAAUUUUAAGAUAGGGAAAAUAACAAAUAGUCAUGAAAUAUAAAAUGUCAUAAAUAAUAAUGAAUUGACAACAUAAUUAGAAACUAAUUAUGUUGGUUAUUUGGCUGUAACUACAAUUACACGAAUGUAGAGUGUGAUUAUUUGGUACUUCGAUAAGAUCUGGCAUUAAUUUUAGUCAUAUGAUUCAUACAUGUCAAGAAAUACCCUCUAUAAAGUAGUGCAAAAAUCCCACAAUUACCAUUUCGUGUGUAAUUUUUACAAAUAUUAGUCUUGGUUUCAAGUUUGUGAUAUGUAACCAUCAGCAUAAUUUUAUUUUGUGAUUUUUGCAAUGAUGAGAUCUGGAAAUAAAAACACUUUAUUGAAAGUGGUUAUCUUGGGAGAUGGGGGUGUUGGAAAGAGUUGUUUGAUGAAUAGAUUUGUUUCUAAUCAGUUUGAUGAACAUUCCUUUCAUACAAUCGGAGUAGAAUUUUUAAAUAGAGAUAUUGAUAUUGAUGGUGAUACUUAUACAUUGCAGAUUUGGGACACUGCUGGCCAAGAACGUUUCAAGACUCUCAGAACGCCAUUCUAUAGAGGUAGUGAUAUAUGUAUGUUAACGUAUGCUGUUGACGAUAAAUCAAGCUUUAAAAAUAUACAAAUGUGGAAAAAUGAAUUUUCACUUUAUUCUGACAUUAAGGAAAAUGCUCCAUUUCCUUUUAUAGUUAUAGGUAACAAGUGUGAUGUAUCUGCGGAAGAGCGUGAAGUUUCUCAAUUAGAAAUGGAAACUUGGUGUAAUGAAAACUCUAUAACAUCGUGUAUCGAAACAUCUGCGAAAAAUGCGAGUAAUGUACAGGAAGCUUUUAAAAUGGCUGUUAAAUAUUGGUUGAAACUCGAAUCUAGAGCGAAUAAGGAUGAACCUAUUGUAAAUGAUACAGUUGAUUUGACAAAAAAACAGUCAGAUAGCAGAACUUCCUGUUGUUUGGGAAGUGGAGAUGAGUGAAGUAUAUCUUGAUAUUAUAAAAGUUCUCUUAUCUUUCUUUUGUAUUUCUAAGAAUAACUCAUUUGAUGAAAGGCAUUGCUUUUAGGCAACUUAUUUUAUGUAGUCAGUGAUAUUUUUACCUAAAACAACACAUUGGGUCUUUGUGAGUCACUCUCAUACCUUCAAUUUAUGUAAAUAGUCAUAGGUGUCUUUAUUGAACGAACUUGACCCCGAAUAAAAUAUCGAGAUAAUUUUAUGUUGGAUGCAUUUAACAUCUUGAUUGAAAUUUAUAAAAAAUACAACAUAUCAAUAAAUAAACUUCAUCAGAAAGUAAUAAUUUUGUGAAUAUAUAUUCUCUGAAAAUAGUGAUUCAUUCGUUAUAUUUCAGAUUAUUUCCAUGUGAUUUUAUCACAACUGGAUAUUAAUUUUCAAUAAAAGGACAUGUUUGUGAAUUUCGCAGACAGAAAAAAUAACCUAUUUUUCACAAACGUAACCCAAUAAUUUGGGUGAAAAACUUAAAUGUCUCAGUUGCACCCGUGUCACAUUGUUUUGGUAGAUAAUUCAAAGAAUAGCAGUAACUAGGACGUUGCACCAGUUUGAAGUAUUUAAUUUUCUAUGGUUUUCAGGUUGUUUUCGGUGAAUGUGUUAUACACAUUUAUAAUAAUAUAACACAAUUUUCUAUAUAGCAAUUAUACAUUGAUAUACUCAAAGGAGGAGGGAGGCAAGUCAUAUUUUAUUGCAACUCCCAAUAUAGUGACUCAGAUCGUUUUUGUGGUAGCCAUCUGUUUCAAUUUCGAGACUAAAUGAGCUAGUUAAAUGUUAAUGGAUAUGAAUCUUCAGAGCCAGUUGUGGCUGUUGGUGCUGGAAAAUUUGGUGGUUGUUUGAUAAUACCUGUACAAAAUCGGGGCACUUGAAUUACUUCAUAGUUAUCGCCACUUUCACUGCUACUUUCGUAAGACAUCAGGAGAUUGUAGGUAAACUCAAAAAAAAGUCCUGAUAUCUAUUUGAUACUGAUAGUAAUUUCACGUCAUGAGUAUAUGAGGUUUACUAAGUUUGAACAUACUAUCAUCAAAACACAAUGUGGUAAAUAGAAAUUCGGACAAGCCUUGUUAGCUGCCAAUUGAAAAUGUGAAUUGAAGUUGUAAUUCACUGGUCCCCCCUUUGCAAUAACAAAUUGGAAAUCUGAUGUUCAAGUCUAGAGUCAUCUGAUGUUUACAAAUGCAAGUGAUAAUUCGGAAUGGUAAAAUAGUUUCAAGAUUUCACUACAGAAAGCUCUAAUCUUGGCACAAUAGUCAUUCUAAAACUAAAUUGAUGUCUCAGCAUGUGAAAUAGUAUACUGUAAUUUUUUACACUUCCUAGGAACUGUCAAACUUGUUUAUUCCUUCCAAGUCUCUGGAAAAACUGCAGCCUCAAGGGCUUAUUGCGUUUUUCCUCCGUGUUUUUCAUGACACCCAUUCUAAGAAUCUUGAUUCCUAAACUAGUGUACAGGUCUCUUGCUGGGCAUAUGUCAUAUUUUUUUAAAUAUAAUUUGGGUUGUCCAUAAAUUGUUUGCCUCUUGUGAUCGAAAGCCUCACAUUUGUAUAAAAUAUGAUGAGCUGUCUCUGUUGAAUAGCCCUAUUUUAUUCAGGUGUCCUCUCAAUGGACAGUAUCUAGUUAUUGUUCUGAGCCGAUCCCAGAUUUGUUGAAUCAGUUCUUUGGUUCUCUUCUUGAAGGGUCCCUUUAUAAAGGAUUUCACGGUUGUUUUCCCAGAUGUGUUUUUCCAGUUCUCUUUUUAUCUUUUGUAGAUCAUUUCCUAAUUUGGUUCCUUACCAAACUUCAAUUUUUUUAAAAUAUCUGCCUCAACUCCCCUUCACUCGCUGGGUAUGCCUAAGAGAUUUCGGAUUAGUCUUCAGACCGUUUGUGGUGAACUUUAUUUCAUACAUUUGCAUUUAAUGUUUUUCCAUUUUCACAUAAUAACACAUUUUAGCUCGGUUUAUAUAUCGGUUUUAUUUAUUUUUCUGUUGUUUUAAGAUUGAGGGGAGGAUACACAUAGACCAGUACUGAUUUCUCGAACAGAGACCUAGUUGAUACCUACUACUUAAGUAGUUUGUGAUGAACUAACAAUAUUUUGCCAGUACCAUGUAGGAUGUAAGUUUUUUAUCUUUAAGAAGCAUUUUUUUUUAAUUUGAUAUCGGUUGUGGCAUUUAAACAGUAUUUGAAUGUGGAAGUAUAAAUCAAGUUAUUUUUGAAUACCUAUUUUGAAUAUCUCUGACAUCCUAAACAACUCGAAUGAAUAAAAUUCAUAAAUGUAGGCCUCUUGAAUGAACAAAUGAUUUAUACAUACAGUGUUUUAGUGAAUGUAGAAAUAUUUUAACAUUAUCAAAUAGAUUUCACUAAAAUUCAUUCUUUUUUUUGGAUUUCAUUUUUUGAUUUUUCCUACUUUUGAAAAUGUUGAACAGAACACAGUAUUUUUAAAUAUAUGUAAUAUUCAAUAAAAAUAAUAGCUAUUAAGUCAUUUUGUUUUUAUAUUUCCAAAUACAGUAUUGAUCUUUAUUGCCAAAAAGUUGCGUUGUUAGUUUGCAUUGUGAUUGUUAGACAUAUUAGUUGUAUAUCUUUAGAUGAUAAGUUUACUGUUUCGACAUGGAUUACUGUUUUUUUUUUAAGAUUGAUCUGUUGUUGGUGCUGAAUUAAAAUUAUAAGAAGUCUACUUUUGCCAACAGAAAAUAAAAUCGAACAAAUAAAGUUUUAUAUGAUAAUGAAAUGUGAGGUUUCAAUCGAACAGUAAUGUCACAAUUUAGUCGCAAGUCAGUGCAUUUAUUAUUAUUAGUGUCUUGAUAGAGAGAGAAAAAAUCAUUUCUAUCUGUAAGUCUAGUUGUGAAAGAAAGAAUUUGAAAUCACAAAACUGAUUCAGUAUUUUUCAAGCUACUUCAAACAAGUGUUAUAUUAACCAUUUUGGAUAUUAUAUUUCUACAAAUUUCCCUGUAAUAAAAAUUAGUCUUGAAUAGAGAUGGUUGAAAACGUUUGUCAGUUUUUCAUAAUCUUCCUUAUUUUUAGAUAUUUUAGAAAUGAAAGUUUCAAUUUAGUAUCAGUUAUUAUCUGUAUAAGUUUACCAAAUUUCUUCCUUAUUUUGAUAGCGGAAUCAUCUGAUUUCUCAUAAAUAUUCUCUCCUUUUUAGCUUCAUGUUUGAUUUAUAAUAGAAUUAAUAACGAUUUUUGAACUAUAUUUGUAAAAUGAUUGUUUUUUUUUUCUUCUGAUCUUUGUCUUCAAGCUUCUUCUGUCAGACAAAUAUAAAUGAAAAAUUUUCAGCUCUGUGGCUUUUGUACUAUAUUGUGCUUGAUAGUUGAUAAAUCUAGGAGGCCAUAACACCACACAUCGGAUUGUACAUCUUCUGGCGAACUUUAUAAAUAUAUUGCAUCAGUGUCUUAUUUUUAAAAAAUAUACCAUUCAAAAACCU